This is a messenger RNA of Tachyglossus aculeatus (Australian echidna), 1628 nucleotides long. RefSeq names its product DNA fragmentation factor subunit alpha (gene DFFA). Bases 25 to 993 code for a protein of 322 amino acids. Gene Ontology annotation, biological process: regulation of apoptotic process; apoptotic process. Lineage: Eukaryota; Metazoa; Chordata; Mammalia; Monotremata; Tachyglossidae. The transcript is spliced from 6 exons. The record is from RefSeq and is a predicted model, not a curated record.
GGGCGGUGCGCUCAGUGGGCAGAGAUGGAGGCCCCGGGCGGAGAGUUGGUGGCCACCAAGGCCUGUAUUGUGCGCAGGACUGGUAGCCGGGAGCAGCACGGGGUGGCCGCCUCCGGCCUCAAGCAACUGAGGCACAAAGCUUGUGAUAUUCUGGCCAUUGACAAAUCCAUGGAACCCAUCACCCUAGUCCUGGCCGAAGAUGGCACCAUAGUAGAUGAUGAAGAUUACUUCCUGUGCUUACCGUCCAACACCAAGUUUGUGGUGCUGGCUAGGAAUGAGAAAUGGGAAUACAGCAAUACGGAUGGUGGCACCGCCUGGCUCUGUCAGGAAUCCGUCGACGAAGAUGAAACAGAUGGCAGGGCCGGGCUGAAGUGGAAGAAUGUGGCCAGGCAGCUGAGGGAGGAUCUGUCCAACAUCAUUCUGAUGUCAGAGGAAGACCUCCAAGUGCUCAUUGAUGCCCCGUGUUCAGAUUUGGCCCUGGAGCUGGCCCAGAGCCACGUGAAAACCCAGGGGCUCCAGAACACCCUCCAGCAGGUCCUGGACAAGCGGGAGGAAGCGCGUCAGUCCAGGCAACUCCUGGAGCUCUACCUGCAGGCACUGGACAAGGAGGGAAGCCUCCUGAACAAGCAGGCAGAGCCAGAAGCCGGUUUCUUCCCCGAAGAGAUGGAUGAGGUGGAUACGGGCGGCGGCAGCCCCGAGGGAGCCCCCAAAAUCGCACUCGGCAACCAGAUCCUGUCGGCGCUGAAGAAGCCCUCCCCAGAACUGAGCUUGUCCAGCCAAGAUUUAGAGCUGGUUACCCAGGAAGACCCGAGCGCCCUGGCCUCGGCCUUGAGCUGGGACAAGGAGAGAGCGGGCGCCGUCCACCGGGCCUGCGGCCUGGAGCUUGCCCGCCGCCACCAGCAGCUCCAGAGCCUCCGAUCCCUCAGGAACGUGUCCGCCCGGAAGAACCCGGUGCCCUCGGAAGACCAGUCGAGCUCCAAGCGGGCCAAGUGAAAUCCUGGGGGCCCGCCCGUGACCGGCGGCGGGGAAACCACAGUGCCAGCUGGGCAUCUGGGCUUCCAAAGGAGCAGCCUGCUCGUCCCUAAGCACCUCGACUGCCUGCGAGGAUUUCCGAGCGCACCCUUCCCUCCUGUAGAGACGGUGACCCCUGAGGCCGGUUCCCUCGGACGGAGGGGUUGACUGGAGGGCUGACAGAGACGGCGCGGGAAACCUUGGCCUGGCCCAGACCCGCGACUUUCUUGACCCCGGAUGCCAGAACGUGAAUAUUCGAGGAACCCAAGCACACGCGCUAGUCUGGGUGAAAGUCCCUCGAGAGAGCGAUGUGAAGGGAACGUGUUUUCUUGGCGCCAGUCGUUGUCCGCGGGGGCUGUGGCCAGGUGCUGGGGCCUGCCCGGCGGAGGAGGUGGGGAAAGCUGGGUUCCCCCGUUUCUUUCGAGACGUUUUGUCAAUUCGCAGGUGGCAGGGCCAGCUCGGUCUCUUAUUCUUAAUGUGAUCGCAGUCGGUAGCGGGAAAUGAUUCACGAAUGCUCUGGAAAGCUUACGGCCUCGUGCGUUUGAACGUUUUAUCUCUGGGAAACUUAAACGGUUAUUAAAUCGCUUUCCGCUCGGCAUCUGCCAAGCAAAAUCUCA